UUUUAGUUCGCGCCGGCACUCGCGCUCGCGCCGAUCCACAGAUCGCUCGUCCGUUUCUUAGCGCGCCACGCGAGGUACGUGCACGUCCGAAUUAAAUACGUAUCUGUGUAGAACGCAUUGAUGAAUCACCGGUGACUUUAAGUCGAGUUACUUGUGGACAUCAGCCAAGUGCAGUGGUAUUAGCAACGAUUGAGACACGAAGAAUUUCCAGGAUCUACAAGAUACAAGAUGUUUUCGGCCUUUACAGCCUCCUUGAAAAGCCUGGGCUGCAAAAUCGGCUCGGCUUUUUCGAGAAAACGAAAUGACGCCGUUGAAACAAUCGAUGAUCGAGCUCAGGCAGCCGACGAGCAGGUUGCUGCGACUGCAACAGCCGCGAAUGACUUUGCAAAGAGCACAGCACAAGAAGCGAAGAAUGUUGCAAAGUCUGUCCAGGAUGAACUGCGUGAAGCUGAACGGGAUGCAGCGAAAGCCACCAAGGAAAUUGAUCAAACUCUUCAUAAAACCGCUGAUAAUGCGGCCGAAGGUCUCGCCCGAGCAGGAACCACUCUCGACAAUAAAAUGAAGCAGACUGGCGAUGCGGUAAGCAGGACUGCUUGGUACGUACGGGAUUCUGUAUCUGAUAAGAAGGAUGAAGUCGCUACCGGAUUGAAAGCAGUCGCACAGUCCGCGGAUAACAAGUGGAAGGAAACCUUGGAUCAGGGUAAUAAAACAAUUGAAGGUGUGCAGAAGACGGCAGGUGACGUAAAGAAUGUGACCGCGGCGGGAUUAAAAUCGGCUGAGGAUAAACUGCAUGAUGUUAAGGUUGCUGCAGAUAACAAAGCAGCCGCCAUUGGUCAAUCCGUACAUAACACCGCGGGUAAAAUCGGUGAGAAGAUUGACGAAAGCAAGAAAGGUUUCAAUGACGGUGUGAGGAAUCUGGGAAACCAAAUGCACGAUGCGAAGGUUACGGCUGAUAGCAAGGUGAGUGCCUUUGGUCAUUCAGUGAAGGAUACUGCACAGGACGCCGCUUGUAAAAUUGGUGACAAAAUGCACGACGCCAAAGUUGCUGCUGAUAACAAAGCAUCUGCUUUCGGUCAAUCUGUAAAUGAAACCGCGGGUAAAAUCGGUGAUUCCUUUGAGCAGGGCAAAAAGGGUUUUAAUGAUGGUGUGAAGAAUCUGGGUAAUCAGAUGCACGACGCCAAAGUCGCCGCUGAUAACAAAGCAGGCGUUAUCGGGCAAUCGGUGAAAGAUGGCGUCUCCAGUUUUGGUAGGUCUGUUGAAGAGAAAAGACAGGAAACCGCUGAAGCUCUCAAUAAAACUGCUCAGAAUAUUAGUCAAAAAGGGAGUGAACUAGCCAAGGGAGCCCAGGAUACAUUCGACAGUACACGCAAAUCAGCCGAAAGACAAGGUCAGGACUUUAUGACUUCUGCGAAUGAUAAAUUAUCUGAUAUUGGAAGUGGAAUUUCGAAGUCCAUGUCGAAUAGCGGUAAGUAUCUGGAGCAUCAAAAGGAUAAUUUGACUGACGAUGCAAAGCGGGUAGCUGAUGCAACUGGUCAAAAACUAUCUGAGUUUGGCAAGGCCGCUAGCGACAAGAAACAAGCUUUAGGGGAGGGUAUUCAACAUGGAUUUUCAGCAGCCGGGGAUAAAUUGUCUGAUUUCGGAAAGGCGGCUGAUGAAAAACGUCAGGUUGCUGCUGAUAGUAUCAAUCAAGCUGCUUCUAAUGUAGCAGAUUAUGCUAAGGAUAAGAAAGACUCUGUUGCUGCGGGUGUUCAAGGGGUUAUAUCAGGUGCUGCCAAGACUGCUGACAAUGCCAAAACAUCGAUGCAACAAGGAUUUACCAAUGUUCGUGACAGUGUCAAUCAAAAGGGAGAAAGUAUGGCUGCUGGUGUUCAAGGAGCUGUUUCUGCAACUGGCGAAAAAUUAUCUGAUGCAGCCAAGGCGGCUGAAGAUAAAAAGAAUGCCAUUGCUGAGGGAAUAUCAUCAGGUUUCCAUGGAGCGGUUACAAAUGCCAGUGACAAGUUGUCUAAUGUUACUAAAGCCGCAGAGGAUAAAAAGAAUGCUGCUGCAGAAGGAAUUUCUACUGCCGCAGGUAAUGUUAAUGCAGGUAUACAGGGAGCUGUAGCGGGUGCAGGUAAAGCUGCUGAAGAUGCAAAAUCAUCAUUGCAACAAGGUUUUGGUAAUGUUAUGAGCAAUGCCAAUCAAAAGAAGGAAGCUGUCGCCGCGGGAAUCCAGGGUGCAUUCUCUGCCACUAGUGAUAAGCUUUCCGAGGCUUCCAAGGCAGCAGAAGAGAAAAAGAAUGCCAUUGCUGAAGGCAUCUCAACCACUGCAGGAAAUGUGUCUCAGUAUGCUGCGGAUAAGAAAAAUGAUUUGACCACUGGUCUUGCCAAUCUGGGCAAAGCCGCUGAAGGUAAACGUCAAGACCUCUCCGAAGGAAUGAAAACAGCAGCAGGAAAUGUCUCCGCAUUUGCCUCCGAGAAAAAAGAAGCCACUGCUGAGACCAUCCGAGGUGCCGCUGCUGCUACCGAUGAAAUUCUAUCCGAUGCAGCGAAAGCUGUAGAAGCAAAACGUCAAAACGCUGCUGAAGGUAUAAGUCAGUUUGCAACGAGUGCCAAGGAUAACGUAUCCGCAGGUUUGAAUUAUGUGGGUAGUGGGGCGAAAAAUGUCGGGGCAACCAUUGGAGAAAACCUGACCAAUGCAGCCAAAGCUACAGAUGAGAAGCGUCAGCAGUUAACGGAAGGUGUUAGCAACGCGGCGACUGGCGCUGCACAUACUGUUGGCGAAAAAUUCUCUGAUUUUGGUAAGUCAGCUGAAGAAAAACGUCAGGCAGCAGCUGAUGGGUUACACCAUGUCGCUGACGGCGUCAGUAAUAAAAUGGCGGAUGUGGGUAAAGCAACGAAUGAAAGUUUACACAAUGCAGCAGCAAACACCAGUCAGUUUGCAGCGAACGCCAAAGAUGCAGUUUGUGAGAAAGCCUCAGGUCUUGCAAAAGCAGCUGAUGAAAAGAAACAGUCGUUGAGUGAAGCUGCAAGUCAGGCCACAGCAAAUGUAUCUAACAAAUUAUCAGAUAUCAGUAAAGCCACUGGUGAGAAAAUGUCAGGUAUUGCCAAAUCUGCGGAGGAAAGCCGUGAUGCUUUGGCUGAUUAUGCAACUGAGAAAAAGAAUAAUUUGGCCGCGGGUAUUCAGAACACUACUAGUAGCAUUGGUAGCUCGUUAUCGGAUGCUGGUCAAGCCGCCCAAGACAAAUCCAAAUCAGCUUUUGAAGGACUUAAAACCGCUUCUUCAAAUGUAGCGCAAUCUGUGUCUGAGAAAAAAGACGCGAUGGCCGAUAGCAUCAAAUCGACUGCUGAUUCAAUGAACAAAUCAUUAGAGAACACCCAAAAGGCUGUGGCUGAAAACCUCGCGGCAGGCGCCAGCAGUGCUGCCCAAUAUGCCGAUCAAAAGAAACAUGACAUGGCCGAAAAUGUGAAGCAUGUCGGUGAAGCCAUCGAUAACAAGAUUAAAAACACAGCGGCAGCCACUGAAGAUGCGGUUAGUAAUACCCUGAAGAGUGUUGGCGGGUUCUUUGAUCACUCCAAACAAAGCGCCGAGAAUUUCCUGGGCAAUGCGAGAGAACAGGCUGCCAAAGAAGCGGAUAAAGGCGCUGAUGCAGCUUCCGCGCUCUUUUCGAAAACGACGAGCUUAUUUCACAAGUAAACCAAUCUGCGACAAUUAUGACAAAUAAUGAAAGAACCAAGGACAAUAAUGGCUUUUUUGAUACGUCGAUAUUUGGAAUUCAACAUUGCGCCAACUGUUUAUCUGUUUGUUUGUUUGUUGAUAACGCAUAUCUGUAUUAUUAGUAUGUUGAAUUUUUGUUUAUUUACUUUUUUUUGAUCAUCGGAUCUGCUUGACGUCCAAAUGUGAACUAUGUGUUAAUUAAUUUAUAUCGUUGUAACAUUUAAUACAAAAAAUAAUUAAUGA
Molecule: messenger RNA, 3936 nt
Organism: Dalotia coriaria
Lineage: Eukaryota; Metazoa; Arthropoda; Insecta; Coleoptera; Staphylinidae
Exons: 3
Coding region: 229-3672 (1147 amino acids)
Biological process (GO): lipoprotein metabolic process; lipid transport
Cellular component (GO): extracellular region
Molecular function (GO): lipid binding
Source: RefSeq, a predicted model, not a curated record